UCUGGGAAGGAGAUUUUUUUUAGGGGGAAUCUGGGAAGUAGAUGGACGAGGAAUCUGGGACGGUCAUGGACUGAUGACUUACCUUCACCGAUCCCAAUAAGUUAAGGAGGGAGGCCACACGCGUCCGCUCAUCUUUCUCGCCGCCGCCGCCGCCGCCGCCACGCACGAGACCCCGGCGAUGGCGGAGAACAGCACGCACCUGCUCGACGCCCUCUGCCGCCACCGCGAGCUCCUGAGGAGGGAGACGGAGUCCCUGAGGAAGGAGGUCACAUCCCGGGGCCUAUCCACGUUCGCCGGAAAGAAGGCCUACGUGAGCUCCAACUCGACGUCAACGAUCCACGCGCCGCCGCAGCUGGUCGACCCCACCACAACCACCUUGCACCGGGUGAGUCUGCCCUACCUCGUCCGCAACAGCGACGAGGCCCUCGGCCUCCUCCUAACCGAGUCGGACGACAUGCGCCGCCGGAUCGAGUCUCUGGCGUCGAUUCUGAGGGAGCUCGGCGCUGACAGCACCGCUACCACCGGCGUCUCUCCAGAGAAGAUCAAGAUGCUGUACCUCAUGUCCCGCGCAUCCCUGAGAAUCUCCCAAUAUAUGGCCAGGUCUGGAUCAUCCGCCAUUGCCAAGGAGGAGGAUGAUGGAGCUUCUUCUUAUGACCAGCACCGAUACCGUGCCGGCUGGGAGUCCACGUGGGGCAGCAGCAUGGGAGGCUGUGGUUCCUUCUAUGACAUAACCACGUUGAGCCCUAUGCUAUUCACGCCCUCCACGCCUGGUUUUUCCAACUACUCUGCUACCGCCAGCCACGCCUUGCAGAUAUACUCCUUGGAAAUUGUUGACCUCAACGUCAAAUUGAGCUGGCCACUCCACGUGUACGGCGUGGUCGCUGCAAGGGACCCCGUUGACCACAACCGCAACAUUCUCUUCUACCGCUCGAGGCAUAACUACCAACUAGUCACUAAAGAGGAUCCUUACUUGCGCUUGACUGGCCCGUCUCGCGCAAUCGUGGCUGUGGACCGUGUUACAUUUGAAGUUGAGCUGAAAAUAAAGUACCGUGGAGCGGAUCAGCGCCAACAAAAAGCAUCACUCACUUGCAGCUACAGUUACGGGUCUGCGAGGGAUACCACCCCUCUAUUCAGCGGAUAUUGUUGUGCAGCACGGUUAACCCUUGAACAGCUUCGUAGAGCAAUCCAUGCAACUGUCGUGGGUGUCCGAGUUGUUGAAGGGGGGUGGCCUUUCAAAUAUGGAUGCCGAGUUUCUUGCUCCUUCUCUGCUGAUGCAGAGGAUCCCUCGCCUUGGGAGGUUGUGUUGCUUAAUUGUCGUUAUGAUGAAAUCCCCGUGGGAUCAGACGGGUACUUUCGUCUAUCAAGGAAUGUUGUGUCAGUCGAAUUACAAUCAACAAUGAAAGUUAUCAUACAGGCACACUCGAGAUGUGGUCACAAAGUUCGAAAGGGUCAUGUCGAGUUCCCCGUCCAACAUAGCCAAACAAGCAAGGGUUCAUGUUUAGUAGGCAACUCUAGGGUCGAGGUUGUUGUUGCUUGGUCCCUCAUUGUCACGAACAAGAUAGAUCUCAUGUUGUAGGGAUAAGUUGUCCCAAUGUAGAGGGCUACGUUGCCGAGGCAUGAUAUAUGUUUUGUUAUGUCGGUUUAUUAGAUUGUGGGAGGAUUUUUGUAUGGGCCAA
Triticum aestivum (bread wheat) is the source of this 1676-nucleotide messenger RNA. RefSeq lists its product as uncharacterized. Lineage: Eukaryota; Viridiplantae; Streptophyta; Magnoliopsida; Poales; Poaceae. The transcript has 3 exons. Bases 179 to 1576 code for a protein of 465 amino acids. The record is from RefSeq and is a predicted model, not a curated record.